AUGGGUUUCCUUGAACUGGGUAAACGUUCUAAGCAUACUCGUCGUCCGAGGCUGGCUGUCGUCUCUAAAAAACCAUCUUCAACUGUGAUGUCGUCUCGAUCACAAUCCCUCGAUCUUACGCCUACCGCAACUUUUAGGACCACUCUAUUCGAGCGUCUUCCUGUGGAACUACUUCAACGAAUAUUCUUGUUCUCGUACAAUCCGGAACUUCCAUUUACGAACCAUUUUUUUCUAUCGAUACUUUCCUCUCCAUAUCUGAUACAGACUUUUGCAUCUUCUGCUGUGCUCGAUGAUGCACUUUCGAAGCGGGAUUACAAGAUAGUGAUAUCGAAUAUUCUCACUCGACGGUUCUUCAAUCUUCAAUUUCUCGAGAAUUUGGAAACUACUCUGUGGAACAAAUGUUUCAAGGCGGAAUUCGAGGCACAUGUGCCGACCACGUCUCAGGGGUAUCGAUUAGAGAAGGUAGAAGAAAGUCAGAACAUGGGGCAUCUGGAGUAUACUUUUAUGGAAAGCACCGAAGACGAUGUAGAUUCUGGCCAGAGGGAGGUCGAGAAAGUCGGAGUUUAUGUUCCUGUCCUUGACUACAGAAUGAUACUUGGAAAAUUUGACCUGCGGACCAUUGCAUUUCCCAAAACCCGACUUCUUCACCCGCCAUUCACACUGGAGAAAAUCAAGUUGAUUUCAGCGUUAGCCAUCAGGAUGCCGUCCUUCUGGGUUGAUCUUAUUGCUGGCGACGAAGGGAAAUGGUGGGGCAACAAAUUGCUAGAAAUGGCGGUCAGGAAGCGAUGUGCGACUAUGGUGGACUUUCUGGCCAACUUUUGUUACGUUCGGGUUGAACCUGUGCAUCUGAGAGCAGCUGUCAUGCCGUGGGAUCAUGGGAAUACUGAAUGGUUGGAGCCUGAAUUUUCCAGGGGAGGGAGAGGACCUGUGGCACGAGAGGAGGAUGUUGAAAUGAUGAAAUCGCUGCGUGGUUUAGACAAGAAAUCUGGACCCAUGGAGGAGGGAAGCAACUCUGGUGUCGUCGGUUUUGUUAGAGGAAUGGAGGCUUGGAAGAAAGGGAAAGGAGGCUUGAUUAAGUCAGGUUGGGGACAACAUGAGCCCGAGAUUGAGGACUCGUUGAGAAUCCUGUGGGUCCUAGAUCAAGUUGUUGAAAGGAAGGGAAGGUACAGAAUCCAUGGAUCUACAGAUUUCGCGAAUGUUGACCACUUCGAGGAAGAAACGACUCCAUGGCUGCUGGGUGAGAACAGGUAUUUUCCAACAGGCAUUGCGGAAUCUCCGUUGAUGGCAGACGAGAAAGUAUGGGAGGCUGCGAGACAAGAGAAGGGUAUAUACUGGAGAUGGCUGUUGAAGGUUGGGACACCUCCAGCCGGGUUCUUAGGAAGCGUAUAA
Messenger RNA from Orbilia oligospora ATCC 24927, 1389 nucleotides. RefSeq lists its product as uncharacterized. The transcript has a single exon. The record is from RefSeq and is a predicted model, not a curated record. Bases 1 to 1389 code for a protein of 462 amino acids. Lineage: Eukaryota; Fungi; Ascomycota; Orbiliomycetes; Orbiliales; Orbiliaceae.